Messenger RNA from Stylonychia lemnae, 2211 nucleotides. The record is from the annotation of a GenBank genome assembly. Lineage: Eukaryota; Ciliophora; Spirotrichea; Sporadotrichida; Oxytrichidae.
AUGUAAGACUUUGGUCUAACUGGAUUUUCGAAUAAAACUGGCAUAAAAUCAGAAAAGCAAGUUAAAAGCCAGUCUAAUGCCAAUAGAAAAACAGUAAUAAUGUUAAGGUCUAAGAUCAAAGUAAGCUGCCUGUUCAUCGAUACGAACGCAUUCAAUUCAAUAGAGAUCAAGAGGAGAAUAGAAGAUGCCUACUUAAUUAACAAUAAGUGGUCUUAUAUAAUCGACGUGAGUGGAAUUUGUCUUAAAUAUUACAUAAAACCAGCUUCAGUUAUGGUUGAUGUUGCUGAUGAGGAAUAAAUGAAGUUCGAUAACUUAAUUGUAACACUUAUUGACUGCAUGAAAGCAGGGAAAUGGCUAACAUUUAAUUUUAAAGAGGAAGAAGGCACUAAGAUUUUGAGACACACAGGAAUAAACAAAAUUCCUGCAGCAAUUUUGAAUCCCUUGGAGAUAUAUUGUGAAUAAACUCUCGACAUUUUAUCCAAUCAUGUGGCAACUAUUUCCAAAAAUGAUAACUUCAGACUCAUUUUCAUUUCAAAAUCUGUAUUGAUACCCAAACAGUUCAAAGAUAAUUUCGAGUUUCACAUCAUUGAUGAUUAAAAAGUCUAGGAAUAAGAUCUUGAAGACUUGUAUAAGAGAAGAGAGCCUGAUAAAGGUAUUGCUAAUAAAAUGGGAAUAGAUUUGAUAGAGGCUGCUUAUAAUGGGGAGUUCGAAAAAGUAAAGGAAUUGAUAUCUAAUGGAGCAGACCCAAAGUUUAAGGACUACGAAGGAAAUAAUUGCUUUACCGAGGCAUGCCUGAUGGGUCAUUAUGAUAUGGUAGUGUUCUUGCUAAGCUUAGAUCUAGUGACGUUUGAUGUCAAUUAUAUGAAUAACAAAAAUAGGACUCCGCUGCAUAAAGCUGCUUUUGGAGGUCAUCAUUAAAUUGUUUUGCUCCUUCUAGAGAAUGGAGCAAAUCCCAAGAUCAAUGAUUUGGCACUUGCCUAACCAAUUGAUUAUGCUUCCAAUAAAAAGACUCAUAAAAUAUUGAAGCUUUGGGAUAUAGAGAGGACGAAAUAAUACUGGGAAAAGCACGGAUCCAAAAAAAAUCAGCCAGUUUUUUAUGAUUAUCUUGACUUGGAUUUCGAAGAAAGAGAAAAGAUAAGAUACUAAGUCUGUGAUUACGCCUAGAAGGGUAAAUUUUCAGAAAUAGAAAAAAUCAUAUUGCAAGGUCACGCCUCUGGAUGGACACCUCUUAUUAUAGCAUCUUUCCAUGGCUAUACUAAGAUAGUAGCUUUGCUAAUAGCUAACAGAGCAGAUCCCAAUAUACUAACUAACCGCUAGGAGUCUGCCAUUGAUGUGUCAAAAUACCCAGAUAUCCGGAAAAUGCUAAAGGAUUAUGAAAUAAGUUGGAAUAGAGAAGCUUUUGAUAAAAUGAUAGAUGAAAAGCUAACUACUAUAGAUUAAAUUAACACAGAAGAUCAUAUUGAGGAGACAAUAGAUGAGCCAAAGAAAAACGAAACAAUAGAAUAGACAAAUCAAACCAAAGCAGAUACUAUCAAUCAUAAAGAUCAAGCUUAAAUCUCUAUUGACAAUAUGUUUGAUAAAAGCAAAGAAAUGUCAAAAAUAUCAUCCUACAGUGACGUAGUUAUUCAAUAGGAGUUUCUCAAUCAAUAAAGUGGAGACACUUUGCUUCCAAUUAUACCAGCGCCAAAGAUUAUAUCUAGGAGAGAUCAAUUCUUUGAUGAAAAGAAGCUUAAUGAGUCUUACUCAAAGAGAGGAUUGCUACCAACCAUUGAUUAAAAAAUUUAAGGCUCAAUACCAGAUGAUCCCUAAGUUAUAACAGCCAAGUUGAAGUAAAAGUUAAAUUUAAAUAAAGUCAAUGCCAAGCAUCACCAUCAUCCGCAUAUGUAUGCUCACUCUAAUAAAAGUUCUCCACGUUUAGACAAAUUUGACAUGAAGAGAAAUCAUCAAACUCUGUCUACUAAUGUAUCUAAUGUCAACAGUCCAAUCUAAUUUAAAAGUGAUGGCGAGAGUGAAAUUGAGGAAGAUAGCAUUCAAGAUUUUUCUAUAAAUAUUGAACUAAACAAGGUCAAGAACACUUCUAAGUCAACUUUAUAAAAGAAGAUUAAUGAGAAGAACCCUAAAUCGAAGUCCACAAUCUAAAAUUAUAAAAAUUUGGCAAGCAACAAGCAAUCAUCACCUUUGUUUCCCCCGAUCGCAAGAAAUAAGAGAUGA